This is a messenger RNA of Porites lobata, 2661 nucleotides long. Lineage: Eukaryota; Metazoa; Cnidaria; Anthozoa; Scleractinia; Poritidae. The record is from the annotation of a GenBank genome assembly.
AUGGCGACUUGUUUUCUGAAAACACGAGAGUUUGGAGACUGUGGAGAAUUUCGAGGUAUAGCUGAGCUUGUAAGCUUAGAUCAAUGUAGGAACGAUUUAAGUCAACAUUUAUCCCAAUGUCAUUUGAGUCGAAAACGGAUUAUGGAGGGAGAAUUGAUUUUGGUGCGUUCAGGUUUGUUUUAUACGACCGAAACGCAGAGACAAAAAAUGCUUGUUUGUCCGAAGCACCGUGCGUAUCUCGGGCAGUACUGGGGAAAUCAGACAAAGUUAAGCUCAUGCAAGUACCCUGGCCACAAGGGAGAGCACAGAGCGGUCAGAACAGAUCGCGCAUUUACUUUGAAGGUAUCAAGGGAAGUAAUGGAAGUGUUUGGUGUUCUUGUUCCUGUCGGAGCACGUGAGUAUUUGCCUAUUUUCUGGAUUACCUCUUAUUUGAAAUAAUUGAGACUCAUAAACAACUUGCGCAAAUAGCAGAUAUUAUGAAUAAUCUCGUGUAUGAUUUUUUUAAGCGAUCUGUAGUAGCUGUAGAAAGGCGCACAGCAAAAGGGUCCAGAGUAAUUGGCCGUGGCUACAAGGAGGAAGCGCGAAUGCGGGACCACGCGAUGAAGAUGAUGCAGUACUGCUGACUAGGUAUCUUUAAUAUAAAUAUUCUUGUUUUUGACAUUAAAAUGCGCAAAAACAGUUAUCCUCAGUUCUUGUCAUAGCUCAAACACAAUUCUGUUGGCGCAAGAUAAGAUCGUGAGAACGCUCGUUCGGGAUUGGCUAGCUUAGCCCUGUUUGCGUUGUAAUAAAAAGCCGACAUGCUUUGUUCCAUCCACCCUCUCGGUACUCUGAAAAUACCCCAAGAACGGGACCAUUAGAGAAACGUAAUUGUUGGUAACAACAUAAAGGAGCAUUUGUAUCCAGGAAAAAAUACCCUAAAAGUUUAAAAAACGAGCCUAAGGGACGGACCAUUAAAGAAACUAAAUUGUUGGUUACAGUAUAAAGGAGUGUUUGUAUAUAUAAAAAAAAAAUACCCUAAAAGUUCAAAAACGUGAAAAAAGUGUUGUCGAUCACCUUUUCAAUCACUUUAUAUUGUUUGUCCCAAACAGCAUUGCGUUCAGACCUGCAAACCAAAAUGUGGUAGCUUUUUUUUUUUUUAUUUGUUUGUUUAAAUGGCACAAUCGCUUUAUUAUCGAUAUGAAAUGCCCUCUAAUAACAAUUUCUGGGUGUAGGCGUGGCCUUCGGGGUGAUUUCAGGCAUUAGAAGAGAUAUGCCUCUUAUAUGCUGCUAAAUUCCAUAACUUGAAGUUUUCGGAGGGAAAUCACCCUAGCUUCCCUUUAGCAGUAGGUCUCUUGCCAGUCGCUUUUCCAUCAUUGUCAUGUGGUAAUGCCUUCUUGUGUCUCAUAUAGGAAGAGCAAAGACAAGGCCUUGGCGGAGAUGCGAGAGAUCCAACCAGACACCCCAACUGUUUCCACACCACUUGGUGACUUCCCUUGGACACCUCGACAGUGGCUCAAACUAGAGUCAGUGGACGAUGACAGCACAGGCGAGGACAUGCAGACUUUUCCAGACCAGACAUUCGAGGUGUAUAAUACCGCAAUGGCUCAAAUCGCUGGACUGUCCGAUAUCAAGAUUUUAGAGCCGUUGACCUUUAGGCUGAAAGUGGACUGGGGCACUGCGACAGAGAAAGAAAAGCAGAUGUGCGAAGAGACGGUUGACGACGCCUGUCGGGCAGUGUGUAAAGUGAUCGCACCAAGCUCUAGCGAGGAGUUGCUGAAAUCGUACGUGAAGCGUGCUUCCAGGUCAGAUAAAGAGGUCGAGGCACUGACGUCAGCCUACAGGCAAGCACCAACCAAGAAUCUGAAAACACAGAUCCUAAGUAUAUAUGCCUUGCGCUAUACGUCAAAGGAACUGAAGGCAAUGCACGCGCCCUUUGAGAAGUUCAGUGAUCGCCAAAUAAAGAAAGCAAGAACACAUGCAAAAACUGUAGGAGUUGGGCUCGAAGUUGAAAAAGUUCCUCAUUACAGGGUACGCAUUGAUAGGUCGAAACUAGAACACUUUUUGGAUAUUGUUGACCAGCCUUAUUUUUAUCAAGAUGUUUCUUUUGGAACGAGAACAGUUAAGCUGGACUCAGGUCAGCAGAUGGUUAUGCCUAACGUAGUCAGAACUGUAGGGCGUUCAACAAUGAUUGAGCAAUAUCAUCAGUGGUGCAGAGAAGAAGACUAUCAGCCUUUAGGCAGGUCCACCUUAUACAGGAUAUUGAAAGUGCGAGAGGCAUCACAGCGCAAGUCCCUCCAGGGCUUAGAUAACACGGCAUCAAGUGGGGCAGAAGGCUUUGACACCCUCAAUAAAAUAGUGGAUGACUUGGAGCAGUAGGGUGCACGCCAUAAAUGGUGCGAGGGAUCUCGGGAUAAUCUAAAGGGAGCAAAGCGCUACUUAAAAACGAGCUACCGUGCGCACUGUCGUGAAGACAGCGACAAUCUGUGUGCUGAGCACUGCAGAGAACACGCACUUAGCGAUACGCAGUGCUUAGAGUUCAAGACAUCCUGUACUCAUGAUCAUAUGGAGCUGUGUGAAAGCUGCGACAGUCUCAGGAACACACUGGGCUCUGUUUUGUCUGAGAUUAAAGGUUCACAAGAUGUCCAGUUCUACAGCAGAGACCAGCAAGAAGACAUGUUGUAA